This is a messenger RNA of Trematosphaeria pertusa, 4170 nucleotides long. RefSeq lists its product as uncharacterized. Lineage: Eukaryota; Fungi; Ascomycota; Dothideomycetes; Pleosporales; Trematosphaeriaceae. Gene Ontology annotation, molecular function: protein binding. Bases 1 to 4170 code for a protein of 1389 amino acids. The transcript has 2 exons. The record is from RefSeq and is a predicted model, not a curated record.
AUGAGCGUCGCUAACGUCGAGCAACCGCCGCCGUUACUAUUCGGACAGCAACCGCCCUCGUCUCCGCCCUUUUCGAGCCCUCAGUCACCCAACGAAGCACACCACGCACAACAUCCCUCCUCUCCGCCUCCGCAGUCCACUAACGACGUCGACAUGAGCGCUUCAACCACAUUCCCCCCAGCCGGCCAGAGGCACGACCGGGACGAUGCAGCCAUGCAAGACGGCCUGACAAAUGGCGUCCAGGCGGAUACGAACAGCGGAAGUCGCGAGCCGCCCAACAACGUCGCCGUAGAGGUCGCCGCUGUACCUGCAGACGAAGACGCGAUGGACACCACACCAGACAAUUCACAGGGCCUGGUGCUACCUAAUGGCUCGGCGGAUCCUCAAGAGGCCACUGGCAUCCCGCAGAGCUCACCGGCGCCGAACGGGGUGGCUCAGGACACCCCGCAGAACAGCGAGCAGGCGCCACCAGCGCCGAAUGGCGAUGCGCCUCAGACGGACAAUGUUCCCCCAGCAGAAGUGCCUCCGCCAGCCGACCCCACCCUGCAGCCUCCGCCUCCUCCUCCACCCGUAGAACCCGCCCGCACCGAUUCCGAUUCGUCUGAUGAUGACGACGGGGCCCAACCGUGGCACCCAAUCCCGGAAGACACGUCCUCGCCUGAUGAGACUGAGCUGAAGGAGAUCGAAGCAAGCACCGAGGUCAGCGCUCUAGAUCAUGAACAUUGGGAAAAGCGCGCAUUCCUGCCUCUAGAUGACCCGGAGUAUGCCCCGGGCGCGAGUGGUCGCAUAGAAUGGACCAUUGAUAACUACAACGGCACGCGGGAGAAGCCCAAUCGAGAACUCGUCAUGAAGUCCGAGCCGGUGACCAUCGGCGGUUAUGAGUGGCAGAUCAAGUUUUACCCUAAAGGCAAUGAUUCCGAAUAUCUGAGCGUGUACGUGGAAUGCCUCAGCGUCGGAGACAAGGAGCAAAAGAAAGAGGAUGCGCCAACUGGGACCGAUUCUACCCAGGGCGCUGAUGCAAUGGUAACAGCGGAAGAAGUGGCACCCCCAGGCGAAACCCAGCACACUCCGCUACCCCUCCUUGACUCCACGACGAUGCCGAAGCGCAAGAGCGUCGCAGCGCAGGUCUCUGUUGUGCUCUACAACCCUGGCGAGCCCCGUGUCAACUAUUCGCGUACCUGCCUGCAUCGGUUUUGCUCUGCGUCUCCCGAUUGGGGGUGGACGAGGUUCCAUGGACCGUAUUACGACAUCCCGCACCGCAUCCGAGGACAACGCCAGGCUUUGCUUCGCGACGACAAGCUUGCCUUCACUGGCUACAUUCGCAUUAUCAACGACGAGACAAACUGUCUUUGGGAACAUGCCAGUGCUGAGAAUCCAUGGGACAGCUUUGCCAUGACAGGCCUACAGUCUUUGACGCUGGGGGAAGGCAGCACCGCUCCGGGGGGCAACAUGAUAUCCGCCAUCGCUUCCUGGAUGAUGUUCAAGCCCUUUAGGCAAUUCCUUUACAGCUUCACUGUCCCUGAUCCUGAAACAGAUACCUUCGCCCCACCGAAACCAUUAAUUGGCGCACUGCAGAAGGUGUUGUUCAUGCUGCGGACGCAGGUACAACCCGGUGCCGGCUCGGUCACUUUGGAUGAUGUCCUGGAUGCUCUGGAGUGGUACGGUAUCCAGGAGCGAUUGGACAAGCUGGACGUGAUCGAAAUUUGGGAAAUCCUGCGCCUGAAGGUUGAAGAGGAGCUGCAGAAUACUCCUUUCGUUGACAACUUUGAAGUUAUCUGCGGCCCAAAGCGAGACUAUGCAAACGGUGUGCCCAGCUACCGAGCAUCCGUGGUUGGAGUACGCAGCAUACAAGAGGCCAUCAAUGCGUCUCCGAAUUUAACUCUCCCCGCUCAUCCUCUACCCCAGCUCUUGACGGUUGAGCUCGGACGGCAGGAAUUCGAUACGGCGUCACGGUCCUACGUAAAACUGUUGAAUAAGGUCGCCCUGGAUGACCACAUUAAUGUGCAGGGCACACCUUACACUCUGUACGGCUUCAUAAUGCACAAGCAGACCCUUCAGUCGUACAUUUACCACCCGAUACUCAGACCAGAGGGACCCGGCUCGAAAUGGUAUAGUUACACUGACAGCCGAGACGGCAACAUGGUCAAGUGUUUGACGAAGCGGCAAGCCGUCACCAUGCACGAAGGCAAGCCGGGGUCAGACAGGAUUAUUGGCAACGACCCUAUUGCAUAUAUUGCCAUGUACGUUCGGGACGACGUUGCAGAGUCGGUGUUUACGUCACAUCCCGAUUCCGAACAAUGGCAAGUCCCGAAUUGGAUCCGGAAAGACGUGGAAAAGCAACAGACCACGAACAUCCCUCCACCAAUUCCCCCGCCGGUUUUGGAAGAGCAGCCUUCGCAGUCCAGCAAAGAAGUCGAGCCAGUCGCGGAACCAGCAGUCGUAGAGGAGCAAGAUUUUCAGGUCAUCGAUUCUCAGGUUUUCUUGCAGCACGAGGGUCCGGGGAUCUUCGAUGCUUACAGUUCGAAGUGGCAAUCAGGCUCUUCGGAAUUUGUCUGUUCGGUGAAGCUGAAGGCCACUGAUGGAUGCAAGGAGAUCCGCGAAAAGCUUGCAACAACCGUGAAAGCCAUCAAAGAUCCGCGGCAAAUCAAGUUCUGGUUUCUGGAUCCUACCCGUGGCUCGAUAGGGCGGCCCAAUCUUCUAGGCACCGGGAAGAUUGAAUACUCGAGUGGAAGUUACGAUCGCUACGCAGAUCAGUCAAUAGAGUGGAAUCUCCAAGACUCGCCGUAUUCCUGGACAUCCCGUCGCAUCUGGAUCCAUGUUAUCGACGCUGCAGAUCUCCCCGAGCUGCCGAAGGAGGGGGAGCAUGCACCAUCUCGGCCUCAAGCUGAGCAGGGUGCAGCUUCUGCUCCUAAUUCACCUCCGAAUGAUAACAGCUCCGCUCCGGUCGUUUCUGCUGUUCCUGAAUCCGACGCAGCUCCUCAGCCCGAAGACACGCCAAUGAGCGAACCAGAUGAGCCGAUGCCCCAGCCACCCGAAGUGACGCGAACAGAAGCUCCCGCUCCGGUUCCUCCGAGUAAUCCCGAAGGUGGUGAUACUGCAAUGAUCGAGGUGGAAGCGGCUUCCGUACCGGAUCCUCCAGCGGUAGAUGUUGAACCGAGCAAUGUAGCGGCUGACACCGAAAUGGGUGGAACCCAGGAAGACCUACAUCCACCUCCUCUACCUCCUCUACCUCCGACCGACCUGCAAAUCGAGCCAGCGCCGCCUCAGCCUAUAGAGCCCCGACAAACUCCUCCGCCUCAGCGUGAAGAACGCCAACAGACUCCUCCGCCACCUCCGGACGAGAUCUAUUUCUUCCUCAAGUUCUUUGACCCCGAAAAGCAGAGUCUUGAAGCACGCGGGUCUUAUAUUGCCCAGAAGGCAGCACGGGUCGACACGGCCAUAUCUGCUAUACUAGAUCUACCUUUUGAUAAGAAGAUCGAGCUGUGCGAGGAAGAGGAAUUGACGACGACCCGUCCAAUCAAGGGCCGUCGAUCGUUUGCCCAGAACGAUCUCCACAAUACUACCAUCAUUGUUUAUUCUUUCCCCCAGACCACGGAACAGCGUGAUGCGCUUGCCGCCCGCGCAGCCUUCGCUGAUCUUCAGCCGUACCUCGCCUUUCGCGCACAGGCCCGCAACUUCCCUUCCAAGCUCAACGGCCACUUCACGCACAACUACUUCUCGUCCCAGUACUACAAGGGUGAGAUUAAGAACGGUCACCGACACGGCCAUGGCUUUCGCAUCUACCACAGCGGCGCCACUUACGAAGGUACUUUCCGGUUGUCACAGCGCCACGGUCACGGCCUGUACACCUUCCAGAACGGCGAUACGUACGAUGGCGAUUGGGUGGCCAAUCAGCAGCAUGGCAGCGGUACCUUCGUCGAAGCAGCGACUGGAAAUACGUACGUCGGUGGCUGGAAAAACGAUAAGAAGUUCGGCGAGGGUGUCACGCAUUGGAAGAAUGCGCAAGAAACGGAGCGUCUGUGCCGCAUCUGUUGGGAGGAGGGCGCAGACGCGGCGUUCUACGACUGUGGGCACGUGGUGGCCUGCUUACAGUGUGCGCGACAGGUGGAGAACUGUCCCGUGUGUAGGAAGCGGGUGUUGAGCGCUAUGAAGCUUUAUUACGUGGCGUAA